This is a messenger RNA of Seminavis robusta, 2429 nucleotides long. Lineage: Eukaryota; Bacillariophyta; Bacillariophyceae; Naviculales; Naviculaceae. The record is from the annotation of a GenBank genome assembly.
CUUUGUAAGGUUAAGGGUAACGUUAGAUGCACAUCCGCAAAUCUUUGUGUGCCGCCAACAACAGCACAAAGCCACACCAUGGACACCACCAAAGUGAUGGAUGAAGCAAAGCUUAGCAAAAAAGAGCGCAAGAAGUUGGCGAAGAAGGAACGCAAGGAACGAAAGAAGAGAAAGAGAGAAGCAGAUGUCGAAGCUGUGAAGGAAGCGAAUACCUCUGACGACAGCGUCAAAUCUCAGUCCGUCAAAGACGAUCCAACAUCAUUGUCUUGUAGUGGUGGAACAGUGGAGUCAAAACUUAUGCCAACAAUACAGAACCACCAAAAAUCCAAAGAGUCACCAGCAGAACCACCCCUUAAGCAAACCAAUGAAAAGGGGCGCCAUCCAUUUCAAGUCGAUGAAGCAGAUCAUUGUGAAACUCCCUUUCGAGCCUAUCAAGAUAUCAUUGAUGUAUUGGAUCAAAUUGCCAAAGCAUGCGGAAAAGACAGAAAAAGCUUGAAGAUUUUCGACCCGUACUACUGUGACGGAGGAAUCAAGAAAAAGCUGGAGAGCCUCGGUUUCCACAAUGUCAUUAAUGACAACAGGGAUUUUUACGACGAUAUUGCCAACGACCAAGUGCCUCCCCAUGAUGUACUCAUCACCAAUCCACCGUAUUCUGGACACCACAUGGAAUCUCUCUUGAAGUUUGUGACCAACAAUUACUACCACAAACACCACCACAACGACAAAGAUAAUCCUUCCAAAAAGAGGAAAAAGAACAGAGAACAACCACCCAAGCAGGCGUUGGUUCCCUUCCUCUUGCUGCUACCUCACUAUGUCUACACAAAGCCAUUCUUCCAAGAGUACUUUGAUUCCAAUGCCCGAGGAAGAGAGGGACACAGGGAAUCCGACAGCAAUCCCAACCGAGAACUCUUUUACCUAGUCCCCAAGAACAGUUACCGAUACUCCUACGAACCUCCUUCAUGGGUCAGUGCCGACAAGGGAAGCACGGCUCUAUCCCGUGGAAAGACACAAACAGCUCCCUUUCCGUCUUUUUGGUAUUGUCAUGUACCCAGUCUCAUGAUGAUGAAUAUGAUGUUGGAGCCUAGUAGCAAAACACAAUCCUCAUCUUGGUUGGUGCAAACCUUUGGACCGUCUGGAUCACAUCAUUCGAGUAGUAAUAGCUCCAACAACAAUCACCAACGGUUGCACUAUGCCAACUGUACGGCACAUCUCCCACGUGAGUUCAAGGGAGAAUUUGAUGUCACUAACAAACGACCCAAUCCUCGAGCACGCAAACGAGCGGCCAAGAAAAAGACUCUGAAUGGCAACAAUAACCAGGAGCAAUCGUCACAACAAUUCACAAAACCAAACCAGAAUUCCAAAGGACGCCACAAACGGACACCCACAGGACAAGCUAAUAGCGGCGGGAAACCAAAGAAGAAACGCUACUGAGGAGAUGCAACAAUAAGAUGGGAUAUGGACAAUGUUUCAAACCAUCAAUGUUUCAAACCACCAAGUGAGCGAGGACGCCCCUAGAUCCAGUGGGCUUGCAAGACCAUCGAUCCACUCUAAUAGCGGCGGGAACAAACCAAAGAAGAAACGCUACUGAGGAGAUGCGACAAUAAGAUGGGAUACUGUAUUGGAAAAUGCUUCAAACCACCAAGUGAGCGAGGAAACCCCUAGAUCCAGUCGGCUUGCAAGACCUUCCAUCCACUCCUGGACUAGCUACGAUGUAGGCAUGAAAGGUUUGAUUCGCAGAAUGCGCAAGGGGUAAUGACAGCUGUAGCUGGCGAGCUCACUAACUUGGUGACAGUCCGUUGAUUUGCACAGCAGAUUGCACCGCGACCGUGAACCAGGUCCUACAAUGUGGCCGCCAAGCAAGUGAUGUCUUGCAUGAUUGAAUUCAAUCAUUCAAUCAUAUCAGUUGUGCCAAAUGACUCGACUCUAAAAUGAUCGGUUGGGAUUGGAUUCGAUAACUUGUGGCGAAGAUGCUGGUUUGUCUGGACUGGACUGCCUAUUUUGACGAUAAAAUAAAGAGGGCAUCGGCACCAAUCGUAGAGCAACGUUCGAGGGCAAUCCCCCAAUCCAACAGUCAACCAACAAAUAUGUAAAUGAGAUCCCAGUUCAUCUUGCCAGAUAUCUAGAGCCGACCUGCAUCUUCGCUUUCACCCGCGAUACAUCCAGUACCAAUGACUCUGCCCGCAAUAAAUCCCGAAGGCUUUUAUCUCCUGGAAACAGCUACCGGUCAUUGUUGCUAACCAGUGUCUAUCCUUACACCCGCUUUACAGUUGUGUCUACCGGUAUCUCUGAGGCUUGUAUCUUUGUUGUUGCUUAGCGAGUGAUAUUACACGGUAAAAUUGGAGCAACAUUGGUCUCAGAAGCCUUUCCUUCGUCUUGAUAGCAUUAAGCAGUUUGACUGGCUUGAUGACCAGGUUUUUCACAAGAUACCC